AUGCGCGGACUCAUUGCGACCACGGCCCUGCUCGCAGGCGUGCAGGCGGCCGUUGACCCUAUUGUCAUCAAGGGGCAAAAGUUCUUCAUGAAGAACAGUGGUGAACAAUUUUUCAUGAAGGGUGUUGCUUAUCAACAGGAAGUAAACUCCAACACCACAGCCACUUCGACCGAUGCUCUCAAGAUCACGGACCCCCUCGCCGAUUCGGCAGCAUGCAAGCGCGAUAUCGCUAUGCUCAAGAAGCUCAACACCAACACCAUCCGUGUCUAUGCUAUUGACCCCAAGAAGGACCACACCGACUGCAUGACCCAGCUCGCAGAUGCCGGCAUCUACGUCGUUGCUGACCUGUCCGAGCCUGGACUGUCCAUCAACCGUGACGACCCCGGCUGGACUGUCGACCUCUACAACCGCUACACCAGCGUUGUUGAUGAGAUGAUGAAGUUCGACAACACCCUUGGUUUCUUCGCCGGUAACGAGGUUAGCAACCAGCCCAACAACACCGUUGCCAGCGCAUUCGUCAAGGCCGCUGUCCGUGACACCAAGGCCUACAUCAAGAGCAAGAACUACCGUGAGAUUGGUGUUGGUUAUGCCACCAACGACGACGCCGAGAUCCGUGAGAACAUGGCCAACUACUUCGACUGCGGUGACAAAGACAGCGCCAUCGACUUCUGGGGUUACAACAUCUACUCCUGGUGCGGUGACUCUUCCUUCACCAAGUCCGGCUAUGACGUUCAGACCAAGAACUUUGAAAAGUACAACGUCCCCGUCUUCUUCGCUGAAUACGGUUGCAACACCCCUCGCCCCCGUCUGUUCACCGAGGUCAAGUCUCUCUAUGGCAAGGACAUGGUUGACACCUGGUCUGGCGGUAUCGUGUACAUGUACUUUGAGGAGGAGAACCAGUUUGGUCUCGUUUCCAUCAAGGAUGGCAAGGCUGUGCCCAACGACGAUUUCGACAACCUGUCUUCGCAGAUUGCCAAGGCUACCCCCGUUGGUGUCAAGAUGGCUGACUAUAACCCUACCAACACCGCUGCUGCCUCGUGCCCCAAGGUCACCCCCGCAAAGUGGGAGGCCGAGUCCGACCCUCUCCCCCCUCCUGCCAACGCCAACCUCUGCUCAUGCAUGAUGGAGACCCUCUCAUGUGUCGUCGACGAGAAGACUGAUGAGGAGGACUACGGUGACAUCUUCGGCUUCGUCUGCGGCUUGAAGGACGGCCAGUACUGUGCAGGCAUCAACAAGAACGCCACAUCUGGUCCCUAUGGUGUCUACGGUAUGUGCUCCAACCGUGAGCAGCUCUCUUUCGCUGUCAACGCCUACGCCAAGAAGAACAGCGGCGGCUGCAACUUCAAGGGCAAGGCCACCACCCAGUCUGCCAACCCUAGCCCCACUGCCUCCGGCUGUGAUUCGCUUCUCAAGGAGGCUGGUGUUGCUGGCACUGGCUCCGUCGCUGGCGGUGCCGCUGCUGCUGCCUCCAGCACUAGCUCCGCAGGCGCUGGCUCCGGCUCCGGCUCCACUGGCGCCGCUUCUGCCCUCUCCACUGACGGUGUCUUUGGUCUCGGUCUCUACAUGCUUGGUGCCGUUGCUUCAGGCAUGGCUAUGAUCCUGUUGUAG
Messenger RNA from Bipolaris victoriae FI3, 1608 nucleotides. Its product is annotated as carbohydrate-binding module family 43 protein. The record is from RefSeq and is a predicted model, not a curated record. NCBI's taxonomy places the organism in Eukaryota, Fungi, Ascomycota, Dothideomycetes, Pleosporales, Pleosporaceae. The transcript has 5 exons. Gene Ontology annotation, cellular component: cytoplasm; fungal-type cell wall. Bases 1 to 1608 code for a protein of 535 amino acids. Gene Ontology annotation, molecular function: 1,3-beta-glucanosyltransferase activity. Gene Ontology annotation, biological process: fungal-type cell wall (1->3)-beta-D-glucan biosynthetic process.